GAGAGCAGGCACGUCGCCGGGGGACGCAGCCGGAGCCCGUCGAUGGGGGUGGCGGCCCUCGGCAGCAAAAGCCCCGACCGCAGGGGCUCCAACCUGGGCAUCCUCAGGCUGGACAUCAACAAGCCGCGAAGGAGUUCCGGCUCGUCGGUCGAGUUCCGAGACCUACAGGUUGGGCCUUCGUCACCGCAGCCGUCGGUGGACCGACUGUCGGUGUCUUUUGCAGUUGGCGGCGUUGAUGACUCGUGCGAGCAGCGCAGCGACCGGUCCGACACCUCGAUCAAAGGGUUGCGAGGCCUCAGCCCGUACGACAUGACCUCCGAGAGGGUGCACUUUGACAAAGAGCGCCACGAGGACGAUGCGGGCGAGGAGGGCGUCGAGGAGGACGACGAUUACUCGGCCAGCAUGAACGCGAUCAUCCAGCGACGAAACUCGUCGCGGCGGCCGAGCAAACGGAAAAGCCGCAGGACGUCGUCGCCCUUCGCGGCGGCCGACGCCGACAGCGGCCAGUCGCGCCGACGCUCCUCCGUUUUCACCACCAGCUCGGUCGAGACGGGUGUGAGUGGCGAAGAUGGAAGCGGCGCGAACCAAGAGCAAAUUUUCGAGCGGCUUCGUUUGCACAAGGAAGUUCUGCAAAGCGCUCGACACCAGCCGUGGCCGAUGCGGCGAAAGAUGAAGCUCGUGCGACAGGCAAAGGGUUACAUUCGGCGGCACGAAGGUGCUUUGCAGGAGCGACUGGCCCACUCGAGGAACACCAGGGAUUUGGCAGCCAGGGCGCAACUCCUCCUUCUCAAAUUUUGGCAACAUCUAAAGCGGGAGCUUGCAAACUUGCUGAACUACUUGGUGCCGUGGGAGUCGCGAAUCAAAGAAAUCGAGUCUCACUUUGGCUCGGCCGUCGCUUCCUACUUCACUUUCCUGCGAUGGCUUUUCUGGGUUAAUCUGAUGAUCACCAUUCUGCUCACCACUUUUGUGGCGGUGCCCGAGGUUCUGGCGGCGGACAAGCGAGACGCGUUGGACGAUCGUAAGGCGAUGCUGCCGGAGGAAAAAGGCAACGCGACCGACAUCGCCGUUCUGUGGGACUUUGAAGGGGUUUUGCGUUACUCGCCCAUGUUUUACGGCUUUUACUCGAACCGGGUGAAGCAACCGAGCGGCUACAGACUGCCGUUUGCCUACUUCAUGACCAGCCUGGCCGUUUACGUUUAUAGCUUCGUCGCCACACUUCGGAGAAUGGCCAAGAACUCUCGCAUGAGCAAACUCUCGGAAAAGGCGGACGAGUGCGUUUUCACUUGGAAAUUAUUCACCGGCUGGGACUACAUGAUCGGCAACAAGGAAACUGCGCACAACAGAACGGCUUCCAUUGUUCUCGGUUUCAAAGAAGCCCUGCUCGAAGAGAGGGAAAAAGUCAAGGACUCGAGAAACUGGAAACUGAUCGCGAUCCGCGUCAUGGUGAACAUUUUCGUGCUGCUGCUGCUCGGCGGGUCUGCCUACGCGGUCGUCGAAAUGGUCAAGCGGUCCGAGGAGGCGCACGAGAUUGAUUCGUGGUGGCGCCAGAACGAGGUGUCGGUCGUUCUCUCCUUAAUCACCUACACUUUUCCCACGCUCUUCGAGCUGCUCGGCCUCCUCGAGAAUUAUCACCCGCGCAAACAGCUCCGCUUGCAAUUAGCAAGGAUCAUGGUGCUCAACUUGAUGAACCUCUACUCGCUCAUUCUCGCCCUCUUCGGCAAAAUCAGCAAAAUGACCGACGAACUGCAGAGUUUGAAGAAAAAUGACUCUCUGGCGACUUUUUCAAUGGCGAUGACGACGACCAGUCCUUUCACGCUAACACCGACUAUGGUGCCAAUGAUGUCCGAAUCUGAUAGCUCAACUUUAAUCUUCGCUGCAGCGAACGUGACAACUCUUUUGUCGUUUUGCCCAGUUGAUCUUGUAAAGGUGCUGGUGGCGUGUACGAGCGCGACGAGUGGCGAAAUGCCAACGAGCACCACUCGGCCGACCUCCUCCUCAAGGGGUGGCGACGCGCAAACCACAACAGCAGCGUUUCUCGAGUUCACCCUGCCCGACUCGUUGCGCGUGACGACCGCACAAGAGGGUGGCGAGGAUGAGGACCAGCAGCGUCAGACCAACGCCACCACCGACGACGACGACGCCGGCAACAAUUACAACUCCACUUGGCCGCAAACCUUCGCCAAGGGGCCUGACGAUGAGGGUGACUAUUACACCGAUUAUCACAACUCGACAGUAAAUGAGUACGAAAACGGAGGCCAACAGAACACAUCAAAUGUCACUAUAGUGAGGACGACGUCGACGACGCCUCCAUCGGUGAGUAAGGUCGACGUGGAAUCAUUUUUGACCGGCGUUUUGACGAGCUACAUGAAGGCGCUGACCACGUACAAGUCAAUUAAAGCCACAACCCCCGCUCAGGAAAUGACGGCAGAAAACUACGAUGAACUGGAGGAGACGAGCACUGUGUCUUGGUCAACAACACUGGACGACGAGUCGUCAACAUGGACCACUUUCGAGAGCUCUAGUUUCUCUGAUGGCGGCAACGAGGAAAAUUACUGCUACGAGUGGAUUUGUCCGUUCCAAGAGGCAGAAACAACCACCGAGCCAGAAGACUUUCCCGACACUCUCGAGCCCCAGCUGGAAAGUGAAACCGAGCUCGAGCCAAACGAGCAUGGAACGUCUUCAACGAUGCCCACCACUGAUAGCGAUUUUGAAUGCGAGGAUUUUUCCACGCUCUCGCCCGGGAGCGACACUUCUCGUCUGGCCGACCGUCGGAAUUUGCGGCGCCUCUGCUGGGAGACCAUGUUUGGCCAGGAGCUGGUCAAGCUGACAGUGAUGGACUUGGUAAUGACUGUGGUCACCGUUCUUCUGAUCGACUUCUUCCGCGCAAUCUUCGUCCGCUUCAUGAACAGCUGCUGGUGUUGGGACUUGGAAAAGCAAUUUCCGCAGUACGGUGACUUCAAAAUUGCAGAAAACAUACUACAGCUGGUGCACAACCAAGGAAUGGUUUGGAUGGGGAUGUUUUUCUCGCCCGGUUUGCCGGCCCUGAACCUGGUGAAGCUUGUGAUGAUAUUUUACCUUCGCUCGUGGGCCGUCUUGACCUGCAACGUCCCCCACGAGGUGCUCUUCAGGGCAUCCAGGUCCAACAAUUUCUACCUGGCGUUGCUCCUGACAAUGCUGUUCCUUUGCGUGCUGCCCGUGAGCUUUGCUAUUGUGUGGCUUGAGCCGUCGUGGCACUGCGGCCCUUUUUCGCAGUACCAACGCAUCUACUACAUUCUCACUGAGAACAUCAAAGCUGCAACGCCAACGAAAUUGCAUUUGGUUUUGGAUUACGUGGCGUCACCAGGCAUUGUGAUUCCGAUGCUGCUGCUGUUGGUGCUGAUAAUUUACUACCUGAUGUCGCUGACGAGCGCCCUUCGCGAGGCCAACGUCGACCUGAAGAUUCAGCUGCGUCGCGAGCGGACCGAGGAGCGGCGCAAGAUGUUCCAGAUGGUGGACCGAAAGGGUGACGGCGCCGCGCCCAACGGCGGCAACGACGCGCUGCUCUCGCGCUGGCGCAAAAUUCUACCCGCAAUUCCCAAACAGGCCAAUCCGUUUGUGGCCGCCGCCGCAGCGGCCGCCGCGGCCUCCAGGCCGGACACCAAGGAACAAAGUCUCCUCAAUGGCGGUGUCAACAAGCAGGGCACGCCUGAGAAAAGCAGCAAAACAGCAGAAAAAGGUGUCAAGGCUUUUCGGUCAACCCGGCGUCCGGCAGCGCGCACCGUGUCCGACGAGCAGGACAGCCACGCAGAGGGCACGGACGCCGAGCAGCCCGAGUCUCUGCCGGAAGACCCGUCGCAACAGGGCGGGUCUCGGGCGCCGCUUCGGCACCAGUCGACGAUCAAAUCGACGGCUUCGACCACUUCUUCAAACCGCGCCGAAAUCCCAGUCAUCACCAUCAGCAAGACCGAGAGCCAGGACAGGUUGCUGGACGCGGCCGCCGAGCCUGGAAAAAGCGCGACUCCCAAAAAGGGGGAUGAAGAUGCUGAAGCGGAAAGAGAAAACGCAGAGGUUUCCAGAAGAAAGAAAGAAAAAGCUGCAGAGGAAGAUGAUGAACAGAAAUAAGUCUAUGAUAAAAUUGAAUUGAAAACUAAUAUAAUCAGGAUAAAAUUUUCAAAAAUUUGUAGUUACGAGAGAGUUUCGAGUUUUGAAUUAAUAUUUCAGGAAGAUGAUUGAUCGGAAGACAAAUUUUAUAGAUUUGAUUAUAUAAUUGGAUGGAACCUUCUCACUUUCAGAGCAGAAAAACGUUCUCUAAAACUAAUUUACGGACAAAAUUGUCUGGAUCAUGUUAAUAAAGGACAAUAUUAAGUUUCUGUGUAGUUUAUCUGCAUAUUUAAAUUUGAGGUGUAAAAACAAAAUUUCUUGUUUUUUCCCAGGGUUUACAAAAAAAAACUACUUUUCUUGUGCAUUAAUUGAUGAUAAAUAUUUGAAAAUAAAACUGAUAUUGAAUUGAUAAUAUAAAUUAGGACCAAAAGAAUGGACCUUAUAAUUUAUAAUAGUAAAUCGAUGAAUCAAACAUUUUGAAGUUAAAAAUUUCAGGUAUAUUUAAUUAUUGAUAAUAGCAUUUAUACAAUAUUUUUUGCAAUAUUAUCUGAAUAUGUUUUACAAAUUUUUAAUAUUGAUUUAAAAUGUUGAAAAAUUUAGGGCGUUGAAAAAGAUAGAAGAUUGAGAUUUUCGAUCCACUUUGACCAAAAUAUUGCAAAACUUUACUGCAUAAAUUAGAAGGUAAUUGGGUCCAAUUCUAUGCUACACAAAUUUCAUAAAACAAAAUAACAUAUUCAAAUCCAUGAAAAUUUGAUGUAUAAGGUGAUUCUCGUCUUACGGGGUUUUGGCCAAAACUAGAAAUGCUGCAAUGGAUUCCAAAUGAUUCAGAUUAUAAGAUUUGAACUAUUGCGUGUUAAUGUUUCAAGUAUAAAAAUGAUUUAUUAUCGCCCCAUCGCUUCUUUACAAGGGGCCAAAGUAAUGUCCGAAGGUUGAAAACGGGUAAAAAUCCACGUUUUUCUACCUUCUUAUGCUCGUAACUUUCCAUUUUGCAAAGUGAACUAUAAUUUUCUAGAUAGCUUUCGAUUCGCCAGAAGAUGCAGUAUCCAAAAAAAAGCAAAAAAGUAUAUCUCUUCUGUCAUUUUAUCACACCCUGAGAAAUCAAAUUUUUUUAAUUUUAAUGGCCCAUUUAUAAAUGCUAUAUCUCUGAGGGUGAUAAAAUGACAGAAGAGUUAUAAUUUUGUUGCUUUUUUUCGAUAUGUACUUUAACAUCUUUGAAUCGAAAGCUAUCUAGAAAAUUAUAGUUUACUUUGCGAAAUGAAAAGUUACGAGUAUGAGAAGGUAUAGAAAAACGUUGAUUUUUACCCGUUUUCGACCUUCGGACAUUGCUUUCGGCCCUUGUAAAGAAGCGAUGGGGCGAAAAUAAAUCAUUUUUAUACUUGAAAAAUUAACACACAAUAGUUCAAAUCUUAAAAUCUGAAUCAUUUGGAAUCCAUUGCAGCAUUUCUAGUUUUGCCCAAAACCCCGUAGAAGAAUCACCUUAAUUUGAAUUCUGUUGUCAUGGAAGCAAAAAACUUAAAUGCAAUAUUUAUUUUCUGCUUGGUCUCAUUGUCCGCACACAUAAUUGUCGCAUUAACAUAUAUAAGCAUUAAUGUCCGGCCAAGUUGUUUAGCAUUAUUAUCACGCCUACGUCAUACACAUCAUGUUUAUGUCUGCAGUCAGUCUCUCUGUCUUUCUAUGUAAUUGAAGGAUGGUCUUGUGUGUUCGUGUAUACGAUUAUUUUAUGUACACUGCACAGCACAUGCCUGUUGUUUCCACUUUGUAUCGCGCGCAGUGAGUUGAAGCGAGAAGCGCAGGCAGAUGCAUCUCCGUCAGUGUAAUAUAUAUUUUCGAAAGAGCGCACAUCUGGAGAUCCGAGGAGCAAAAAGACCAAAACCGACAGAGAGCCGCCUUGUGUGGUGCGCGCCUUUGAAAAAAAGAAAAAAAACAUGAGAGCAGAUCGACCGACGUGGGAAGGAAAUGCGCUCACAGCUCACAAGAAACUCUUUUAAUUAUGUAAUAUCUAAGAAUUGGAAUUGGCCAAGAAACGUCACUAAAAAAUUUAAAUUACGAAUUCAAAAUUAA
Messenger RNA from Neocloeon triangulifer, 6141 nucleotides. RefSeq names its product transmembrane channel-like protein. The coding region runs from base 43 to 4101 and encodes 1352 amino acids. Gene Ontology annotation, cellular component: plasma membrane. Gene Ontology annotation, molecular function: mechanosensitive monoatomic ion channel activity. The transcript is spliced from 18 exons. NCBI's taxonomy places the organism in Eukaryota, Metazoa, Arthropoda, Insecta, Ephemeroptera, Baetidae. The record is from RefSeq and is a predicted model, not a curated record.